This is a messenger RNA of Salvia splendens (bonfire salvia), 3493 nucleotides long. RefSeq names its product receptor-like protein 43. Gene Ontology annotation, molecular function: protein binding. Bases 122 to 3493 code for a protein of 1123 amino acids. Lineage: Eukaryota; Viridiplantae; Streptophyta; Magnoliopsida; Lamiales; Lamiaceae. The record is from RefSeq and is a predicted model, not a curated record. The transcript has 13 exons.
UUUGCUAAGAGAACGAGGCAAUAUUCCAAAAGAGAUUGGUGCUCUUACUAAUCUAGGAGGUUUGGAUCUGAGUAUCAACAACUUUAUCGGACACGUGCCAAGGGAAAUUGCGAACUUGACAAUGCUUCAAUUAUUGGACCUUAGUACCAACAAGUUGAGCGGUAAUAUUCCAAAAGAGAUUGGUUACCUUACAAAGUUACAAGGUUUGGGCAUGAGUUUCAAUGAGUUUUCAGGCCCUAUACCUGCAACUAUUUACACCAUGACUUCCUUGGUGUAUUUUGACUUUGCAUCGAAUGAUUUGAGUGGAUCGCUAUCAAGAGAUAUUGGAAACAUGACAUCCCUUCGCAGAAUAGGACUCGAAGGAAAUAAUCUAAUUGGUGAAAUUCCAAAAGAGAUCGGUUAUCUUGCUAAUUUCGAGCGAUUAAGCAUGUGUUGCAACAUAAUUAGUGGUUCGGUGCCAAGAGAAAUUGGGAACUUGACAGCCAUGUUUGGUAUAUACCUUCACAACAAUGCUUUAAGUGGUCCUAUACCAAAAGAGAUUGGUCGUCUUGUUAAUUUAUGGGAGCUGCAGUUGGAAUACAAUUAUCAUAUCAAUGGAUCAUUGCCAAAGGAAAUUGGAAACUUGACAUCCCUUUCGUACUUAUUGCUUAACGAUAAUAAAUUGAGUGGUGAAAUUCCAAAAGAAAAUUUUCUUCUCAAUAAUUUAUUGCAAUUGAACAUCGGAAGCAACCAACUUAGUGGAUCAUUGCCGAGAGAAAUUGGCAACAACACAAGCAUUCAAGAUCUGUGGCUUCACUUCAAUAACUUAAGUGGUCCAAUACCAUCCACCUUUGUGAAUCAAUCAGGUCUGGUUAAUUUUGCAUUACAUUCCAACAACUUAAGUGGAGAGAUUCCACCAUCCAUUUGCAACUUGAGAUCCCUCAGAAUCCUCUAUUUCUCAGACAAUAAUUUGGAAGGUGAACUUCCAAAUUGUAUGGGAAACUUGAGCACAUCCUUGGUAAUCUUCCAUUUGAAUGCGAAUAAACUCAAUGGCCUCAUCCCGUCAACAUUCGGAAACGGUUGCAGUCUUCAGUCAAUCAAUCUGAAUGGAAACAAAUUGGAAGGAACACUACCCCAAACCCUAAUCAACUGCCAGGAUCUGCAGGGCAUCGACAUUAGUGAUAAUGAAAUACGAGGCACGUUUCCCUUCUGGCUGGAAAGACUCCCUCACCUUCGCAUCCUCCUCUUGAGGUCAAAUAAAUUCAAUGGAAUGAUGUUGGUGGCCACAAACUCGAACACUGAGAAGCCGUUUCCAAAGUUGCAAGUCUUGGAUGUAUCAGAGAAUGCGUUUGUUGGUUCUCUACCAGAUAGAUAUUUCAAGAACUUUCAAGGUAUGAUAGAUGCGAAGGAAAACCAGACCGAUGAUGGAGCAAAUUUGUUUCUAGGUUUUUUAGAGAUGACACUCACAAUAAAAGGAUUGGAUCAGUUAUUGCAACGACUGCUGACAACCUUCACAACUAUCGACUUAUCCUCCAACAGAUUCUCUGGGAGUAUUCCACCUUCUCUAUGGAAUAUUAACUCUCUCAGAUACUUGAAUUUGUCUCACAAUAUCCUCAUAGGACAUAUACCGCCAUCUCUUGGAGGUAUGAGUUUACUCGAGUCAUUAGACUUGUCUUCAAACAAAUUGGAGGGACAAAUUCCGGGUGAAUUGGCAAGGUUGACAUUUCUUGCGAAGUUAAACCUUUCGAUGAAUAAUCUUGAGGGACAAAUACCACAGUCUACUCAACUUUCCACAUUUGGGAAUGAAACAUAUGUGGGAAAUGCAGGAUUGUGUGGAUUUCCAUUGACGAAAAAAUGUGAUCCGAGUGAUGGAAAACCAUCGUUGCCGCAAGAAGAAGAUGGUGAGACAGGUUUUGUGAAUGGAUUUGGGUGGCAACCAGUUGUGUUGGGGUAUGGAUGUGGGUUCAUAAUCGGAGUGUUUAUGGGCUAUGAAAUUAUUCACUAUGAAAAGCCAAGAUGUUUUGCAAAUUUCUUGUUUAAACCACGAGAGCAGUAUGAUAGGGGACUCAACGACGUUAUAAUCCAAGACGAGGGGAACACGCUGCACGGGCAGCCCGAACCUCCUGCAACAGCCAAUGUCGAGGUAGCUACGCAACUCAAGAAGCACGCCGCAAAGACGAAAGAGGUGCAACAGCCAAAGAAGGAUCGCCCCAAGAGGAACGCCCCCAAGCCGCCUCGCUACCAAUUGGAGUUCUAUCAAUUGGUGCUUCCAUUGAUCUCUCUUCUCCCGACCACGACCUUUACAUCGCCACCGCCUAUGGCUACGUCGGACCCAAAAAGCGGCGACGCCACACCACCACCACCAAUCAACUACACCAACGAGGAGCUUGCCCAGAUGAUAUUUGAUACGAAUAGCCGUUACGCCGGUCAUGACAGGAAGUUGAUGUCAAUUCAGUUUGAUCUUGAAUCGUUUGCACGCAGACAGGAUGCGUCAACUAAGAAGUUGGAGAAUAGCCUUGCCCUUCUCCUCGAGGCAAGCCAGAAUCGUUCGAAAGAACCACCCGACCCCGCGGGUUUCAAUCUGGCCACUCGCGGCUGGCGACUUCCGCCUUCGCUGACGACACCACCGCGAGGCAUCGAUCUGGAGCCUCUCCCACGAGUUAAACCAGAGGCACCCCGGUUUAAUGGAGAGAAUGCGCUUGAUUGGAUCCGGAAAAUUCAGCGCUACUACAAUCACCACUACACACCGCUUCAGGAUCGCCUUUACCUGACGUCGUAUCUGUUCGACCAUCCGGCAUCAAGCUGGCUUACUUAUUGGGAGGACAACUGUAAACACAAGACGUGGGACGAAUUCCUCAUGGCAGUUAAGCAUCGUUUUGACCCGGAUUUGUAUGUUGAUUAUGUGGGUCGCCUUGCCGAGCUCCGCCAGACAUCUUCGGUGAUAUUCCAGAAGAGAUUGGUCGUCUCACAAAUUUACAAGGUAUACAACAAGUUAAAAGGCACAUUGCCAGAAACUAUUUUCAGCAUGCCAUCCUUGCAAUAUGUUGACUUUGCUUCCAAUGAACUAAGUGGACCAUUGUCACCACUAAUUGGAAACAUGACAUCCCUUCUCAGAAUAGGCCUUGAAUUCAACAAUUUCAGUGGUAAUAUUCCGAAGGAGAUUGGCCGUCUUAGUAAUUUCGAGCGAUUGAGCAUGUCUGGAAAUAACUUUAGUAGACCAUUGCCAAGGGAAAUUGGGAACUUAACAACAAUGGUUGGAUUGUUCCUCCAUAGCAAUGCUUUAAGUGGUCAUAUUCCGAAAGAGAUUACUCAUCUUAAUAAGUUGGAGGAGUUGCAAUUGGAAGUUAACAAUUUUAAUGGAACCGUGCCUGAAGAGAUCGGAAGCAUCACACUCCUUAGCUACUUGUGGCUCAUCGACAAUAAUUUAAGUGGUGAUAUUCCAAAAGGAAUUUUGCUUCCGAAAAAUUUAGUGUUUUUGAACAUCGCAAGCAACCGACUUGCUAUUUCGGUAUGA